AUGGCUACCCCCAGUGUCCUUACCUUUGAUGCUGAGGGUCGUGCUGUUGACUUCGAGGUCUGGGUCGAUGACCUACAGCUCUUCCUACAGUGCGACAGGGCAGACGGACUCUCCCUGUUCGAUCUCACCUCUGGUGCCUCUCCUGCCCCGCCUGCUGAUGCUGACAGCACUGUUCGCUCACAGUGGGCCACACGCGAUGCUGCUGCCCGUCUUGCUGUGCGUCGCCACUUACCGACCGCUGAGCGUGCGCACUUUAGUCAGUACAAGAGUGCUAAGACCUUGUACGACGCUGUAGUUGCACGCUACUCUUCCCCUGCCACUGCUGCUCUUAGCCGCCUCAUGCUGCCGUACCUGUUUCCUGACCUCGCCGCCUUUCCCACUGUCGCUGACCUCGUUACGCACCUUCGCACUAGUGACACCCGCUACCGCACUGCGCUUCCUGCUGAGUUCUGCCCCAAGAACCCCCCCCCCAUGUACAUCACCCUCUACUACAUAGUCACCCGGCUCCCUGACUCCCUUCGCUCGGUCAGGGACCACUUCCUCUCUGUUUGCCCCACCACACUCACCGUUGACCUCCUCGAGGAGCGCCUCCUGGUAGCUGAGAAGAGUAUAGUCGCUGUAGGAGCCUCUAGAGGUGACCCGCGUGCCCCUGUCUUUGAGGGGUGCUCCCCCUCCCCCCUUUUGCCCUCUGUUGCCUCUGCUGCUGCCGUCGACUUCGUUGGCACCGAGUCGGUCGGCGCUGCGUCUGCCCCUAGCGGGCGACGCCGCACCGGCAAGGGCAAGGGGGGCAAGGGCGUUGGAGGGGCUGGCGGGGGCGGUGGAGGUGGAGGUGGAGGAGGCGGAGGGAGUGGGGGUGGUGGUGGGAGUGGUGGCGGGGGUGGGGGCUUCGGUGGCGGCAGUGGAGGCGGAGGCGGCGGCGGCGGUGGCGGUGGGAGCGGAGGAGGAGGCGGUGGCGGUGGUGGCGGUGGUGGCGGCGGAGGAGGUGGAGCAAGUCGGGGUGGCUCUGCGCAGCGGGGCGGCUUAGGUGGUGGUCAACGCCAGAAGCAGCAGCGCACUCGUGAGACCCCGUCCCCCCAGCAGCUUCGUGAGUGGUACGCUGGGCGUCAGCGAGGUGGGGGUACUGGUCCCUGUACCUACGUCCUCCGUACCGGCGACCGCGCUGGUGAGCAGUGCGGGGGCUCGCACUCCACCCAGCGCUGCUUCGGCCGCCUAACGGACGCUUGGCGUCACCAGUUCCCUGACGCCACUGAGAUCCCUCGCUGGGGAGAGCUGUCUAGGGCGGGGGUUGCUAUCUUUGAUCUUGACUAUGAUGCUAUUCUUGCUGCCAUGUAUGCUGUGUCUACUAGUGAUGAGGGUGACCUGUGUGUCCCGCCUGACCCGGGCAUUGAGGCUGCUGCUCUAGGUGCUGGUGAGGCUGCUGCUCUAGGUGCAAGUGCGUCUGCUGCCCCAGGUGCUGGUGAGUCUGCUCUCUCAGGUACCACACCGCACCACGCUUACGCCGCUUAG
Messenger RNA from Closterium sp. NIES-65, 1506 nucleotides. Lineage: Eukaryota; Viridiplantae; Streptophyta; Zygnematophyceae; Desmidiales; Closteriaceae. The record is from the annotation of a GenBank genome assembly.